Messenger RNA from Seminavis robusta, 1100 nucleotides. The record is from the annotation of a GenBank genome assembly. NCBI's taxonomy places the organism in Eukaryota, Bacillariophyta, Bacillariophyceae, Naviculales, Naviculaceae.
GCCGCAUUGAGUCUCUAUCCAGAAUGGAGGAGGUAGCGAGGAAAGAGGACGAAGAGUCCGAGAGCACAACAGUAGUCGAGUCAACGAGCUUCAGUGACCAUUCAACGGAGCGAGAAGAUGACACGAAACCGGACGGAGGAAAUUCAGAAGUGUUGGCAGCAAUAUCCAUUGACAUUGAAAAUGGGGCAAGCGAGGACUGCUGCAGGGAAACAUAUAUCCCUCAAUUGGUAUGCACAAAACAAACAAUAUUCUGUCCUAUUACCAAGAAGCCCUUCAAGUGUGCAGUUGUACACCCCAAGGAUGGCAUCUCGUAUGAGAAAGAAGCAGUAGAAGAGCGAGAUGGGGAUACCACCUUUGAGUACUAUCCAAACCGUGCAUUGAUGGAAUUUCUGGACCCAGCCACAGACUCUGAAAAGGAAGUUUCCCUUCACUUGAACGAGAAAGGGGUCUUUUUGUGUCCCAUCACCCGAGACUUGUUUAGGGAUCCUGUCAUUGACCAUGAAGGCAAUACAUUUGAGAGAACCUCAAUCGUCGGCUGGAUACAGAAACAUGGUGUCUCCCCUAUCACACGGAAUUCUCUGAGGGUUGAUCAGCUGUAUGAUAAUGUCACCUUGCUGACUGUACUUGUGCAAGAAAUGGAGCAACAGGCUGAGCGAGGUCUGAUUUCUGAUGAGUGUGGAGAAAUCAAUGCUUGGAAGAGAGACAUGUCCUCACCUUCAUCUUUCGUGGCUAUACAGUGGGAAACAGAACCAGAACAACCAAAUCCUCAAUUGGAACAGCCUUUGCAACAUGCUGAGCCCCGCACUCCACGACAUCAAAGUGAUGACAACAACACUAUUCGCCACUGGGACCGAUGGCAUAAUCGAGUGGGAAUUGCAGUCUCAUUGGUCGCCAUCAUCGCUGCUUCCAUAUUGCUCUUCAACUGUUCAUCACUUAUUGCUGUUUUGGUUGGUCUUGUUCUGUUUUGCAUUUUGUACUCUUGCUGGACAACGGUACGGCAGGCUUAGACCUCAGUUAGCCGCGAUGAACAAUCUAUGGCUGUUUCACAUCCCUCCAGCUAAGAUUGUGCUGCCCAGACAGAUGGAUAACACAGAUUAUAG